Peronospora belbahrii is the source of this 498-nucleotide messenger RNA. Lineage: Eukaryota; Oomycota; Peronosporomycetes; Peronosporales; Peronosporaceae. The record is from the annotation of a GenBank genome assembly.
AUGAGCAUCGUACGACGGCUGCAAGCGCGGGUGCAGCACUGGCAUUUGCUUGGGCGUUACUACGUCAAUAAAUGGCACUACAGUGUCUCCAAGUGGGCGGAAUGUGUCUUGUAUGGCCAGUCUAGAACAGGAAACAGCCCAAAGGUUGCGUCCGUGGCUUUUAUGAUCACGCGAGCUAUGCGUCAACAGCUUAUCGACGCUGGUUUUCCAUCCUCUGCUAUCUCGUCGUUACAGCCGGCAGUAGCGCAAAAGGUGAUUGCUGAGAAGGUCACAUUUGCAAAGUUUCAGGAGCUUCAGAAUCAACAUCAGGUAGAAGAGGCAGCAAAGAGGGCGAAGCAAAUGCUGCAACAGGAGGAGGAACAGGACCAACAGAAGAGCGUACUAGUGGUGGCAAACAAGCAGCAGGAAGUCAAACAGCACGAGGAAACUGUGAUAUCUGGAGCUCUUGCUACGCAGCAGAAGAAAGUGGGAAAGGAGAGGGAAGUGAACAAGACUUGA